This is a messenger RNA of Prunus persica (peach), 1038 nucleotides long. RefSeq names its product BAHD acyltransferase At5g47980-like. The transcript is spliced from 2 exons. NCBI's taxonomy places the organism in Eukaryota, Viridiplantae, Streptophyta, Magnoliopsida, Rosales, Rosaceae. The record is from RefSeq and is a predicted model, not a curated record. Bases 1 to 1038 code for a protein of 345 amino acids.
AUGGCAGCGUGCAAUCUCCUCCAAAUCCUUCACCUGGCGCCCGAAGUCACGACCUCAGGGACCCAAGCCCUUCCAGCGGAGAUGCUUGCCGAAGGAUCUACACAAGCAGACAUAGGCUAUCUUCUACUAGUCCAGGCCAACUUCUUUGAAUGCGGUGGGUUGGCAAUUGGUGUCAGCAGUUCACAUAUCAUCACCGAUGCCUACACACUCAGCACAUUCAUUAAAAGCUGGGCUGAUACUGCCCUAAUGGGCUCCACUACUACUACUGAUCAUCAUGCCCUGCUUCCUAAGAAAUUUGGUGCUGCAGCUACUCUUUUCCCACAACUGGAUUUCUUGAACUCACCUCAACCUGCGUUGGAGUUUGCUGAAGAAAAGUGCAUAACAAAGAGAUUUGUGUUUCAUGCCUCAAAGAUUGCUGCUCUGAAGUCCAGAGCUGCCAGUGCCACCGUGCCAAAUCCAACGCGCAUUGAAGCAGUGUCAGCGCUCAUUUGGAAGUGUGCCAUGGAAACAUCUCAAUUAUCAAACUCGGGUGUUGUAAGGGCAUCCGAGUGGUCUUCCGUGGUGAACAUACGGAAAAUAUUGGUGCAGCAGCCAUUGGCAUAUGACUUAAUGGGAAAUCUUGUGGGGCUCUUUUCAGUGAGAACCGAGGCAAGUGAAGUAGUAGACAUUGAUGUUCAAAGCUUGGUUGCCAAAUUGAGGAAAGGGGUUGAGGAAUUUAAAAUAAAAUAUGGAAAUGGAGUUAGUGGGGAGGAAGCAUGUCAAUUCUUCAGAGAGUUUGGGAACCUCAUGACAAGGGAUGUAGACAACUAUAACUGCAGCAGUUGGUGCAGGUUUCCUUUCUAUGAAACCAACUUCGGAUGGGGAAAGCCAUUGUGGGUGUGCCAGAGUACAGGAAUGAAGAAUCUAAUUGUAUUGAUGGAUAAAAGAGAUGGGGUUGGGAUCGAAGUGUCCUUGACUUUCAAGGAAGAAACCAUGGCCAUAUUUGAAACCAAUAAGGAGCUGCUUGAGUAUGCUUCUGUGAAUCCGACUGUCAUUUAA